Molecule: messenger RNA, 852 nt
Organism: Penicillium diatomitis
Lineage: Eukaryota; Fungi; Ascomycota; Eurotiomycetes; Eurotiales; Aspergillaceae
Exons: 3
Coding region: 1-852 (283 amino acids)
Biological process (GO): nucleotide-excision repair; DNA replication; double-strand break repair via homologous recombination
Cellular component (GO): DNA replication factor A complex; site of double-strand break; chromosome, telomeric region
Molecular function (GO): DNA binding
Source: RefSeq, a predicted model, not a curated record
AUGGAUGGCGGUUACAACAACUACAACUCCUACGGUGGAGGUGGUGGCGGCGGUGGUGGUGGCUUCAUGCCUGGCGAGAUGAACAGUCCCUCCGGCGGAAAGGGCGGCGAUCGCGACAACAAAACACUUCGUCCCGUGACAGUCAAACAAAUCGUCGAUGCUUCUCAACCUUUCCCUGAAGCCAACUACCAAAUCGACGGUGCCGAUGUAGCUAGCGUCCUCUUAAUCGGCCAAGUACGCAAUAUCAGCACUCAAAGCACCAAUGUCACAUAUAAGAUUGAUGACGGCACGGGGGAAAUCGAGGUCAAGAAGUGGAUUGAUUCUGGGAGUGCAGACAGCAUGGACACAGACGAAGGCAAAGGCCCUGGCAGCGGCAAGAAUGCGAUUCAGCUCAACGGAUAUGCUCGGAUCUCCGGCGCCGUCAAGUCUUUCGGAAACAAGCGAUAUGUCGGCGCACACAAUGUGCUUCCAGUGACGGAUAUCAACGAGCUGCACUGUCACAUUCUCGAGGCCACUGUGGUCCACCUAUUCUUCACACGGGGCCCUCCUGGCGGGGCCAAUGCUGGCGCCAAGAACGCAUCAGCAGCUGGAGGUGAUGCUAUGAUGGGCGGUGCGGAGGACUACGGAGCGGGCCAGAACCGGGCGUUGAUGUCCAUGUCACCCUUAGCCAAGAGGGUCUAUCAGGUGCUUAGGACCGAACCCCAGGACGACACUGGCUUGCACGUACAACAAAUCGCCGCGAAGAUGAACGUCCCCGCUACCGACGUUGCCCGUGCUGGCGAGGAGCUGCUUGGGGCCGGUGUGAUCUUCUCCACGUCAGACGAACAGACUUGGGCCAUCCUUGAGUAUUAG